AUGGGGAUCCGGCAGCGUUUGGAGCUCCGCUCCGAGAGCGCCGAACUCGGCACGGAGGGCGGCCGGUUGUCCAACAAGGACAUGGACCCGAUCCCGAUGGGCUCGCCGGAGCGCACCUGGGGCUGGCCUAGCUUGUUGGGUUUCUGGAUUGCUGAAGCCUUCUCGAUUUCCAUGUACCAAGUGUCAUCGACAUCAGUCACGAAGGGCCUCAACCCAGGUCUCGCUAUUCUCGCAGUGUUCAUCGGCCAUGUGUUGGUAUGCAUCCCCGCCAUGCUGGACGGAUACGUUGGCUGUGUCUUUGGUAUCAACUUCCCCGUCUUCACUCGAGCAUCCUUCGGUCUGCGAGGUGCGCACGCCGCCGUUUUCGUCCGGGGUGUCGUAGCUUGUAUUUGGUUUGGAACACAGUCUUUCCAGGGUGGUCAGUGCCUCCAAGUCAUGAUCGCUGCCAUCUGGCCCUCUUUCAAUAACUUCCCGAACCACCUACCAGCGAGCGCCCACGUUACCAGCGCGGAGCUGCUGUGCUUCUUCCUCUUCAUCAUCGUUCAACUGCCGCUGCUUUGGCUUCAUGUGAGCAGCUUGAGGUACAUGUUCAUGGCAAAGACGAUCAUUAUGCCGAUCUUCGGAUUGACUUUGUUCAUUUGGGCUCUCGUUGCUGCAAAGGGCUUCGGCCCAACGUUCUCAAAGCCGACCGUGAUCAAAGACGGCACACCAGCCAUUAUCGUCUUCUUCCAAUGCAUCACGAGCGCGAUCGGCCCCAAGGCUACCCUUGCAUUGAACAUGCCCGACUUUACGCGAUAUGCCAAGGAACCCCGCCAGGUCUUUUGGACCCAGGCUGUCGGACUCAUCGUCCUUGUCACCAUGUGUGGUGUGUUGGGAGCUACCGUCAGCAGUGCUUCUGAAGUCAUCUACGGCGAGGUUACCUGGAACCCCUUGGAGGUCGCACGUCUCUGGAACAACCGCGCUGCACAGUUCUUCGCUGGGCUUUGCUGGGCUUUUGCCGUGAUUGGCACAAACAUCAGCGCCAACAGCGUGUCGUUCAGUAAUGACUUGUCACUUUGGUUCCCGAAGUACGUGAACAACCGAAGGGGAGCGUAUGUAUGCGCUAUUCUUGGAGUGUGUGCUGUACCGUGGAACAUUCAGUACAGCGCCAAAUCUUUUUCUUCGUUCCUUGGUGGCUACUCCCUCUUCUUGGGGGCCAUUGCAGGAGUCAUCGUCACCGAUUUCUGGAUCUGCCGCGGUCGCCAGAUGAAAGUCUCGUCCCUGUAUGAUCCGCGAGGAACGCACUUCUACACCUUUGGAGUCAACCCGCGUGCGAUCAUUGCCUUCAUCUUUGCCAUUGUGCCUAACAUGCCGGGCUUGGCGGCUGCUUGUGGUGCCAAGGGGGUCCCGAAAGGAGCAACCUACUUGUACAGCCUGAGCUGGCUGGUGAGCACACUUAUUGCUGGUUUCACAUAUUGGGCGUGCUGGAAGAUUCGGCCUUUCAAGGUUGACGAGAAGGUGGACGAGCUAUCGAUCGAGGGACAGUCUCCAAAGGAGGAACCUAUGGAGCCGGGGAAGAGCAUGGAAGCCAAGCAGUAUAGUGUCUGA
Colletotrichum gloeosporioides is the source of this 1587-nucleotide messenger RNA. Its product is annotated as Uridine permease. Gene Ontology annotation, biological process: transmembrane transport; nucleobase transport. The coding region runs from base 1 to 1587 and encodes 528 amino acids. NCBI's taxonomy places the organism in Eukaryota, Fungi, Ascomycota, Sordariomycetes, Glomerellales, Glomerellaceae. Gene Ontology annotation, cellular component: plasma membrane. The transcript has 4 exons. The record is from RefSeq and is a predicted model, not a curated record. Gene Ontology annotation, molecular function: nucleobase transmembrane transporter activity.